Molecule: messenger RNA, 1203 nt
Organism: Mya arenaria
Lineage: Eukaryota; Metazoa; Mollusca; Bivalvia; Myida; Myidae
Product: mucin-2-like
Exons: 1
Coding region: 1-1203 (400 amino acids)
Source: RefSeq, a predicted model, not a curated record
AUGUGCAUAGUUAAAGGACAGUUUGUUAAACGUUUUGAGUUUGAGAGUGUUUUGGAGGGAAAGGGCACCAGGCGAAUUCCAUGGCGAUCUGGGUCAUCAAAUUUAGCCUCGCUGCACAUGUUCAAGGGCGAUAUCAUUGUUGUGAAUUUGUGUCUACCGGAAGCAACGUCCGUCACUAUUAAUGACCUUAUAUACUCCAAUGAUGGUGAAAGCGACAGACUAGAAGUGUUUCUGGACGAUGCAAAUGUUGGAAUUGUGAACACGGAGGCAAACAGUGGUGGGUUAGGGACAUUCUGGGAUAUUUUCAAGUCGUCAGGGCAAGUAGCUGUGAGUCAGGAUUUAUUUCCUGGGAAGCAUACAGUCGCGAUAUCUGUAACAGAAGGAGACUGUUACGGCAGUGAAUUUGACGCUCUGGAAAUAUCUCUAAGUGUCAAUGUCAGUGAGGGACAUCUAUGGUGUGGCUCUGAACUUAAAUACGCCGAGAAGCCGACACCUUGUGCGGAGAACAUUGACAAACCUGAAGUAUUAAAAACUUCACAUCCUCCAAGUCCGGCUACGAAAGAACCCACUGUAACUACAGGGGCACGAACUUCAACUACAGCAGCCCCACAGCCAACCACUCAAACUCGUAGUUCAACCAGAGGAACUUCUACUCCAACCACACACGCUUCUCGUCCAACAACGUCAGCGCCUAGUUUGACAAUACAAGCGCGAAGUUCAACAACACCAACACCUAGUUCAAUAACACAAGCGCCGAGUACGACAACAACAGCGCGUAGUCCAACAACAUCAAAGCCUAGUUUGACAACACAAGCGCGUAGUUCAACAACAUCAACGCUUAUUCCAACAACAUCAGCGCCUAGUCCAAGAACACAAGCGCGUAGUUCAACAACACAAGUGCCUAGUCCGACAACACAAGCGCGUAGCUCAACAACGCCUAGUCCGACAACACAAGAGCCUAGUUCAACUAGAGCACCUCAGCAAACUUCAUUAGAACGUAAGCCAACUAAGCAAGCUCCUCGUCCAACUACAACAACACCUUUAGCUAUUGCAGAAACAACAGAUACUCAAACGGAAGCAAUCCCGGUUCCUGAUACUAUAAACAGCUUAGUUUUGAGACAACAUGCAAAGACGAUACAAACGUUAACAUUAAAUUCAACCCAUCCGUUUUCCGAAAUACGAAAGUCAUUGCAAGAGAAGUAA